Molecule: messenger RNA, 3659 nt
Organism: Serinus canaria (Common canary)
Lineage: Eukaryota; Metazoa; Chordata; Aves; Passeriformes; Fringillidae
Product: leucine-rich repeat LGI family member 4-like
Exons: 4
Coding region: 297-1856 (519 amino acids)
Biological process (GO): neuron maturation; myelination in peripheral nervous system
Source: RefSeq, a predicted model, not a curated record
CCUGUGUGACACUGACACACCUGUGUGACACACCUGGGGACACUGACACACCUGUGGGUGACACCUGUGACACCCCUGGGGACACCGGGGGGGUUUGGGGACUCCGCGUGCCUCGGGGCUCGGUGCCACCUGGGGCCGUUUUUGUCACUCCGGUGCCACUCUGGUGCCACUCUGGUGCCAUUUUUGUCACCUUAACGCCGUUUUCUGCCCCUUUGUCCCCCCCUGUCCCCCCCUGGCACCCCCGUGGUGACACCGGGUGGCACCUGGUGACACUUGAUGCCAUCUAGUGCCACCCGAUGUCCCCUUGGUGCCGCUUUGGUGCCACUCUGGUGCCAUUUUCCGCCCCUUUGUCCCCCCCGUCCCCCCGUGGUGCCACUCUGGUGCCAUUUUUGGCCACUCCGGUGCCAUUUUUGUCCCUUUGGUGCCACUCUGGUGCCCCUUUCCGCCCCCCUGUCCCCCCCCGGUGUCCCUGGGUGUCCCUGGGUGUCCCUGGGUGUCCCUGGGUGCCAGGCGAUGCCCGUUGGUGCCACUCUGGUGCCAUUUGGUGCCAUUUGGUGCCAUUUUUGUCCCUUUGGUGCCACUCCGGUGCCCCUUUCCGCCCCCCGGUGGUGUCCCUGGGUGUCCCUGGGUGUCCCUGGGUGUCCCUGGGUGUCCCUGGGUGUCCCUGGGUGCCAGGCGGUGCCCGUUGGUGGCGCAGGGACCUGCGCGGGAACCCCCUGCGCUGUGACUGCGCCCUGCGCUGGCUCCUGGCCUGGCUGGGCACCCGCCCCUCCCCCCCCGAGGGGCGCUGCCGAGAGCCCCUCCCCCACCUGGGCACCGCCCUGGCACAGCUCAGCCCCCGAGAGCUCCAGUGCCACCGAGACGAGCUGCGGCCGUUCCAGUCGCUGCCGUUCCAGUCCCUGGGGGCCGCGCCCUUCGCCCUGGGGGGGCACCCGGGGGUGGCCCUGGCGCAGCCGCUGGCCGGGGCCUGCGCCCUCCUGGAGUGGGACCAGCUCGGGGGGAGGUUCCGGGCCCAGAGCGUCGUCAACGCCUCCUCCCCGGUGGCCUGCCACCCCAUCCCGCUGGGUGACACCCUCCUGCUGGUGGUGGCCCAGCUGGGCGGCGGCUCCUGGGUGUGGCGCCGCUCGGGCGGCCCCGGCUCUCCCUUCGUGCGCCACCAAGCCCUGGGCCAGGGCCACCUGCGCCGUCCCCACGCCGUCACCUCCGCCCACCUGGGCGGCCACCUCUACCUGGCCGUGGCCGACAGCUCCAAGGGCGGCACCAGCACCGUCUUCCGCUGGGCUUCCAGAGCCUUCUACCCGCACCAGGCGCUGCGGCCGUGGCGGCGCGACACGCACCUGGAGUUCCUGGAGCUGGGCGGGCGGGCGGCGCUGGUGGUCUGCAGCGCGGCCAGGAGGCCCCAGGUGUACCGCUGGAGCGGCAGCGCCUUCGCGCCCCACACGGACAUCCCGCACGCGCCCGACGCCUACGCCGCCAAGCACUUCCGCGCCGGCGGCGGCGACGGCGGCGGCGGCGUCUUCUUGUGCGUCACCAGGUUCUUGGGGGACGCCAAGGUGAUGCGCUGGGAGGGCUCCAUGUUCCGCGAGGUGCAGGCGGUGCCGGCGCGCGGCUCCCUGGUGUUCCAGCCGCUGCUCCUGGCCGGCCAGCGCUUCGUCCUGCUGGGCAACGACUUCGCCCCCAGCCGCGUCUUCCGCCCGGGCGCCGGCGGCCGCCUGGAGCCGGUGCAGGAGCUGCCGGCGCCCUCGCCCCGCGCCUUCGUCCCCCUGCGCGCCGGCCAGCGCCACUUCCUGCUGGCCACCAGCUUCAAGGGCGCCACGCAGAUCUACGCGCUCGUCAGCGAGGACGUUGGCACCUGAGGGACACCUGGGGACACUUGGGGACACCUGAGGGACACCUGGGGACAGCUGGGGACAGCUGGGGGGGACAGCUGGGGACAGCUGGGGACAGCUGGGGACAUCUGGGGACAUCAACACCUGAGGGGACACCUGAGGGACACCUGGGGGGGACAGCUGGGGACAGCUGGGGACAUCAGCACCUGAGGGACACCUGGGGACACUUGGGGACAUCAACACCUGAGGGACACCUGGGGACACCUGGGGACACCUGGGGACAUCAGCACCUGAGGGACACCUGGGGAGAGCUGGGACACCUGGGGGGGACACCUGGGGACAGUCAGAUCUAUGCCCUCGUCAGCGAGGACAUCGGCACCUGAGGGACACCUGGGGACAGCUGGGGACAUCAGCACCUGAGGGGACAGCUGGGGACACCUGGGGACAUCUGGGGACAUCAGCACCUGAGGGGACAGCUGGGGACACCUGGGGACACCCAGAUCUACACCCACGUCACCGAGGACAUCGGCACCUGGGGACAGCUGGGGACACCUGGUGGCAUCUGGAGGGCCGUGGGGAUGGUGGUCACCGUGUCACCAUGGAGAUGGAGACACCGUGGGGACAUGAGGGGACACCUGGGGACACUGUGGGGACACCGUGGGGACACCUGGGGACACCGUGGGGACAGCGGUGCCACCGUGGGCUGGUGCAGCUGCAGGGACGUGGGGACGUCCCCUGGGCUCGGUCACCUGAGGGACACACGGGGACAUCGACCGGACACAGCAGGGACCUGGGGCCACCCUCACCCCGAUGGCCCCAGGGUGUCCCCUCAUGUCCCCACGGUGUCCCCAGCUCCAUGACACUGUGGUGGCCACCAUCCCCACGUCCCUCCAGAUGCCACCACCACAGGUCCCCACCAUGUCCCCUCUGGUGUCCCCUGGUGUCCCCAUCUCCAUGGUGACAUGGUGGCCACCAUCCUCCGCUGCCACCCCGGUGUCCCCAGGUGUCCCCUCAGGCAGCAGACCCAGGUGUCCCCUUGGACCCUGGAUGCCACCCGGUGUGACACAAUGUCCCCAAGGCCUCGUGUCCCCUCCUGGUGUCACCCUCACCCUGAUGGCCCCAAGGCCACCAUCCCUUCAAUGUCCCCUCCUGGUGCCACCAUGGCCUCAAUGUCCCCAAGGCCAUCACUGACCCGAUGUCCCCUCCUGGUGCCACCAUCACCCCAAUGUCCCCAAGGCCACCAUGGCCCCGAUGUCCCCAAGGCCACCGGCUCCUCAGCGUCCCCUCCUGAUGCCACCAUGUCUGAUGUCCCCAAAGCCACCAUCACUCAAUGUCACUGCCCCAAUGUCCCCAAGGCCUUGUGUCCCCUCCUGGUGUCACCCUCACCCCGAUGUCCCAAGGCCACCAUGGCCCCGAUGUCCCCAAGGCCAUCACUGACCCGAUGUCCCCUCCUGGUGCCACCCUCACCCCGAUAUCCCCAAGGCCACCAUCAUUGUCCCAAUGUCACCCUUGGCCUUGUGUCCCCUCCUGGUGCCACCAUCAUUGUCCCAAUGUCCCCAAGGCCACCAUCACCUCAGUGUCCCCUCCUGGUGCCACCAUCAUUGUCCCAAUGUCCCCAAGGCCACCAUCACCUCAGUGUCCCCUCCUGGUGCCACCAUCACCCCGAUGUCCCCAAGGCCACCGUCACUCAAUGUCACCCUCAGCCUUGUGUCCCCUCCCGGUGUUCCCAAGGCCUCAAUGUCCCCAAGGCCACCAUGGCCCCCAUGUCCCCAAGGCCUCAUGUCCCCUCCUGGUGUCACCGAUGAUCUGAUGUCCCCAAGGCCGUUGUCA